AUGGGAAAUGAAACUGUCGCAACAGCCUUCUGUCUUUCCUUUUUUGGAGACAUGGGUCAUUCUAGAUAUUUCUUUUUUUUCUUGGCACUUUUAGGGUACUGCAUCAUAAUAUUAUUGAAUUUAAUUCUUGUGCUCAUAAUAUUCCUAGAGAAGCACCUGCAUGAGCCCAUGUACAUAUUUUUGUGUGGACUAUCUGUUAAUUCACUGUACGGAACUGCUGGCUUCUUCCCAAGAUUCUUAGCAGAUCUUCUGUCAGACACUCACACCAUCACUCGUGCUGCCUGCUUCACUCAGGCAUUCAUCAUCUACAGCUAUGCAAUUUCAGAAUUAUCCUUUUUAACAGUGAUGGCCUAUGACAGGUAUGUUGCAAUAACAGAACCUCUGCAGUACAACAUCAUAAUGACCCCCAGGCACAUUUCUGUUCUGAUAGCUGUUUCCUGGCUCUGUUCAGUGUUUUGCAUGGGUCUGCUUAUUAUGUUGUCAGCCAGGCUGCCCUUGUGUGGAAAUCAGAUAGAAAGAUUAUAUUGCUCUAACUGGUCUAUAGUGAAGCUGUCCUGUGUCAACACAACUCUUAACAAUGCUGUAGGUUUUUUCAUUUCAUCCACAGGUUUAUUUCUACCCCUGUGUUUCAUUUUGUAUUCGUACAUGAAAAUUCUUAUUGUUUGUCAAAAAAGCUCCAAGGCAUUCAAAAAGAAAUCUUUGCAAACUUGCCUCCCACAUUUAGUAACACUGGUGAACUAUUCAAUAACUAUCUUAUCUGAGGUAACUUUAAAUCGAUUUGAGACUAAAGAUAUGCUCACGACAGUGGCUGUCAUGUUGUCACUGGAGUUUAUCAUAAUUCCCCCAUUUCUAAAUCCCCUCAUUUAUGGCCUUAACUUGCCAGAGAUUCGAAAAAGAAUCAUGCAUUUAUCCUGCACUUUGUGCUGUAAGAGGAAUGGGAGGGUUUUGACUCAGUCUGUCCUGUAA
Lepisosteus oculatus (spotted gar) is the source of this 966-nucleotide messenger RNA. Its product is annotated as olfactory receptor 6N1-like. The record is from RefSeq and is a predicted model, not a curated record. Gene Ontology annotation, cellular component: membrane. Lineage: Eukaryota; Metazoa; Chordata; Actinopteri; Semionotiformes; Lepisosteidae. Gene Ontology annotation, molecular function: odorant binding; G protein-coupled receptor activity; olfactory receptor activity. Gene Ontology annotation, biological process: G protein-coupled receptor signaling pathway; detection of chemical stimulus involved in sensory perception of smell.